AUGAUGACACAGAAUGUGAACAAUUUAACGCAAAAUCAGCAAUUAACCUCGACGCCAAUUAAGGAAUUCUAUAAAAAUAAAAACAUUUUUUUAACAGGAGCAACUGGCUUUAUAGGUCAAUCGCUUGUCGAGAAAAUUUUGCGAUGUUGUGAAAUAAAUAAAUUAUUUAUAUUAAUUAGAGACAAAAAAGGAAAAUCGUGGCAACAGAGAAUCGAUGAUAUUUGUCGAGAUCCAUUAUUUGACACAAUUAAAAAAUCCAAUCCAAGUUUUAACAAGAAAAUUUUUUGCGUGUCUGGUGAUAUAUCGAAAGAAAAUCUCGGAAUUUCACCUGAAGAAUAUCAAAUCUUGUGUCAAGAGGUCAACAUAGUACUUCAUGUUGCUGCAACGGUCAAAUUUAAUGAAAAACUCGCCACAGCACUCAACAUCAACGUACGCGGCACACAAAAUGUCAUCGCUUUAUGUCACAAAAUCAGCAAUUUAUGUGCUUUCGUGCAUGUUUCAACCGCCUUUUCGAACUGCAAUCGCACGGAAAUCCGCGAAAAAGUGUACGAACCGAAAAUGGACAUGCCCAAUAUCAUGAAUUAUGUGAACGAUGAGGUCCUGAAUUCGGCAGAACGAGCAUUUUUGGAUGAUUUUAGAAAUUCUUAUGUAUUUUCGAAAAAUAUCGCCGAAGCAGUUGCCAAUAAAACGGCGCAAAAUCUCCCAACAGUCAUCUUUAGACCUGCAAUCGUAAUGCCAUCAUACAGCGAUCCCGUAACAGGAUGGACAAACAGCAUGUACGGCCCCAUCGGCGUGUUAUACGGCGCUGCAAAAGGCGGCGUUCGCGUUUUCAUGAUGAACGGACAAAGCCCGUGCGAAUUUGUGCCCGUUGACAUGUGCGUUAGUGCCAUUUUAGCGUGCGCCUGGGACAUUGCCAUGACGAAGCACCAACGCACCGAAAUUCCCGUCUACAAUUUUGUGCCAAAGAAAUCCAACAAAAUCACGUACAAAAAUUACAUCGACAUCAGUCUAACGGCAACGGAUAAAAUUCCCCUCAAAAAUACGGCAUGGUACACGACGUUCACGAUUGCGAGCAAUUAUCACUUGGCAAAGACUUUGCACUUCCUCUACCACAUCAUUCCGGCGUUCUUUGUCGACUUUGUGAUGCUCGUGAUGCGCAAAAAGUUCCGUCUGAUGCCAAUUUACGAGAAAAUUGACUUAAUGAUGAAGCAUUUGCCGUAUUUUUACUUCAACGAGUGGAUUUGGCACGACAACAAUGUCUCGGAAUUGUGGAGUAAACUUGAUACAAAUGACCGAAAGUGGCUGUUUUUCGACAUGGGACAGGUAAAUUGGUACAAAUAUAUCACGGAAUCGUUGUUUGGCAUGCGUUGGUUUUUGGCGCACGAAGAUGAAAGUACGAUUCCCGUGGCAUUGAAGAAGCAAAAGAAGCUGAAAGUGUUGCAUUAUACAGUUGUGUUUACCAUUCAGGGACUCAUUUUGUAUUUUGUGUGGCUGAUAAUGACAAAGAUUUAUUUUAGAGAAUUUUAGAAAAUAUUUAUAAGAGGAAAAUUUGUUAUGAUAGAAUUAUUUUAGUUUUAGAUAAUCAAAAGUAUUCAGUAAAAAAUAUUUUUUUUUCUAUUAAAUUUUUAAUUUUUUGUUAAAAACUUAAGGUUUUAAAAGGAAAUUUUUUGAAUUAAAUUUAA
Messenger RNA from Culicoides brevitarsis, 1682 nucleotides. RefSeq names its product fatty acyl-CoA reductase wat-like. The record is from RefSeq and is a predicted model, not a curated record. The transcript is spliced from 5 exons. Bases 1 to 1527 code for a protein of 508 amino acids. Gene Ontology annotation, molecular function: alcohol-forming very long-chain fatty acyl-CoA reductase (NADP+) activity. Gene Ontology annotation, cellular component: peroxisome. Gene Ontology annotation, biological process: long-chain fatty-acyl-CoA metabolic process. Lineage: Eukaryota; Metazoa; Arthropoda; Insecta; Diptera; Ceratopogonidae.